UUGAUAACGUCUAUCCCAAAUUUGGCCUCUGACAAAUUUAACAUUGAUAUUAUAAGUAUGAAAAGUGAAAGCUAUUUCCGUACUUUUGAAAUUAUUGUUUGUCUCCAAGUCUGGCAACUGAAAGCGACAAAUCGGGUGGCAUAGACCAAUUGUCAAAGUUGUGUCAACCCCAAGUUUUGCUUUUGUCAAAAAAAACGUAUUAGUUAUUUUGUGCAUAUGUUUGUUUAAUUAAUUAAUAGUGAAUAACUCCAAAUCCAAUCGGAUGAAGCCGGAGACUCCAAAAUCAUCGGUUAUGACAGCAAAUACAAAGCCGAAUAAUGUGUUCUAUAUUUGGUAUACUGAACUCUGUCGAAGACUGAAUAGCAAUUCUGCGGCUAUAAUAAGACCCAUAAAUCCUAAAUGUAACACUGUAUUGGAUUUUGUGGCUGAUAGAUUAAAGUUAGAAGAUUGGAGUCCACUUCUAAAUGCACUUCGACAUGAUACGAGUUUACAUGUUAUAAAUAUUAGGAGUAGGAUGAGUAACUGUCAGUUUUUGCACGAGGUUGACACAGAAGAUAAGGCCCGUCGCAUGAAGCGCAAGUACGGUGCUCUUUGGACAGAUUUUAUCCUAAAUUCCCUUGUGAAAGCCCUAUCGUUUUCGAUGAAAAAAACGCAAGUGCUCACUUGCUUAGAGUUAGAUGGCUUACCAAUGUUCAGUAACUAUUUAGAUGGAUUACUUAAGGCCCUGAUGGAGAAUAGAACCGUAAAAAAUUUUUCUUUGACGAAUUGUUCGAUACAGGACGCAGGUUGUCGCUCAGUGUGUACAUGUCUUCAACUAUUACCAAACGUGGAAUGGCUAAAUUUAUCCAGAUGUGAUUUGUCUUCAGUCAGUGGAAUGUAUAUAGCUAAACUAAUAAAAUUUCAACAGCUCAAUCGAUACACGACGAGUUGGCACAAAUCUCUUCGUUACUCCGAACCAGAUUCCGAACAAAUGUGUGGUAUUAGACGUAUUACUUUGAAUGCUAACCCCAAACUCGGAAACGAAGGUCUGAGCUACAUUCUGAACGAAUUGGAGGACGAUUUAUGGAUCAAAGCGUUAGACGUUCAGAAGUGUGGCAUUACCGAGGAAAUUUCGAACAAAAUAAUCGAUAUCCUCCAGUAUAAUAGUUCGUUAAAAAUAGCUGAUUUCAGACAAAAUGAAGAUCUUCAUCCAUGCACCCUAGAAAAGAUCUUGGAAAUACUCAGGGAGAAAGAGACGUACGACAAUGGUGACAAUAAAUUUCAGUGGUGCAAUUCAGUGUUAUCCGUGAGUCCAUCAACACUUCCAUCCUCUUCAAGAUCUAGAGUAACGCCAUCUUAUCAAAGAAAUAAGACGGUGAUUUUGCCACCCAAGAGGAACAACAUCACCGAAAGAACAAUAAACAGAUCUAAAACUUCUAUAGAUAUAGUACGGAAAGGUAUUAACGGUUACUGCGAUAAAACUGCAACGAAAGACAUCAAUAGAAGGAAGUUGAUCGAGGUGAAAAUCAUGAAUUCGAAAGAUUUUGACAGGAUAGAUUCAGGUUGUUGUGGUGAUACCUUGAAGACGAAAGAAGUGGAGGUUAGUAACAGUGUGCAAAGGACGAAGAAUCCUAAAACCUUGAAAACCAACAAGAUAAAUCACACCACCAUAACGAAUAGUAUAGUUAAAACCUUUGGAAAACUUCAAAUUUCGAAAGAUCAUAAAGACGCACCCACCAAUACUCCAGCAGAUUCGCCAGUGCGAAAAAAAGAUGUUGCUCUGAGACCUUUAAACGGUAUCAAAAUCAAUGGAUUGAAGAACGGUUACAAGCAGCCAGAAGAAGAAGAACCAGCUGCUGUUUUGAAAAGCGCGAGUUGUAUGUUCGAACGAAUGGUGGAAGGAGCGCCCGCAGUAGAAGAAAAAACAGAAGACGCAGCAAGUCUGCUGAGUCCAUACCUGAAUAAACAGGAAGCUUGCAAAUUGGACAAGAGCGAUCUGUCCGACAGCCAAGUGUCCUUGUUCGAUUUCAUGCAAGAUUUGAUGGAAGAAGAGGAGCAAAAGCCGACCGAUCCAAAAAAAUUCAAAUCGAAACACCAUUACAAGGGAAAGAAAAACGGGAUCAAAUGAAAUCUGUCAACCGCUUGCGACUGCGAUUUUUGAAUACCCUAUCAGUUAUAAAUAUAUUUAUUUGGAUCCUUCUUCAGAAUAAAAGAAGUUUCAA
Messenger RNA from Coccinella septempunctata (seven-spotted ladybird), 2201 nucleotides. RefSeq names its product centrosomal protein of 78 kDa. The record is from RefSeq and is a predicted model, not a curated record. Gene Ontology annotation, cellular component: centrosome. Bases 263 to 2107 code for a protein of 614 amino acids. Lineage: Eukaryota; Metazoa; Arthropoda; Insecta; Coleoptera; Coccinellidae. The transcript has a single exon.